This is a messenger RNA of Protopterus annectens (West African lungfish), 806 nucleotides long. RefSeq names its product gonadotropin releasing hormone 1 (gene GNRH1). The transcript is spliced from 4 exons. NCBI's taxonomy places the organism in Eukaryota, Metazoa, Chordata, Ceratodontiformes, Protopteridae. Bases 168 to 473 code for a protein of 101 amino acids. The record is from RefSeq and is a predicted model, not a curated record.
AUUUUGAUCCUCAGCAUCUUCUGACUCGGGCAGCUAACAGUCGGGACAACAGGAAAUUGCUGAUCUGUACGUCCUCCAAAAUGCAUUCCAGGAACUGUCCGUCUACAAAACAAAGUUAAACGUAUCAAACCAUUGUCUAAACUUCUUGCAUAUACUCUUGCAUAUAAAUGGAGGUUGCCAAAUGGAGAGCAGUUUCCAGUUUUAUAACAGUGGCAUUUACUAUACAGAUUUGCUUUAGCCAACACUGGUCACAUGGCUGGAUGCCAAGUGGGAAAAGAGAGACUACAAACACCGUAGAACCAUAUCAAGAGGCAGUUACUAAUGAGGAGACAAUAAACUGUUGCCCAGAAGUGGAACCUCCAUAUUAUGUACCACAAGAAGAACAGGAGCCAGAAUUGUUGGUCGAUAUAAGUGCCAGAAAACUUCAGGAAGAAUGGAUAAGCCCGUCUGAUGAAGAAAACUACAAUGAAUGAUAGAUGCAUUAGAAAGCUAAGCUCCGUCUUUGAGCAAGGUUCAACAACUUAUCACUGUCAAAAACACAAAUAGCUGCAACAGUUAGAAAAUUCAAAAAGGCAAACUAUAUAAAAUAAAAAUAAUGAAAAAAUGGACCAAGGAGCUUGAGUAUUAUUAUUAUUACUUCUAAUGUCUUCUCAAAAAAACAGCAGUACAUUUAGAUUGGAAUAUGAAAUCAUUGUUUAUAGGAACCAUAAGUGAUCGGAUGUGAUUUGAAAAAGAAAAAUCAAUUACUUUUAGUUCUGUACCUGUUGUAGUUAACACAAAUAAAGUCUGCUGCCAUUGUUCUUGCA